GCACCGCCUCGAGGUCGGCCUGGCGCCGCGCUCGCUUGGCGGCAGCCUCUCGAGCUCGCACCUCAGGAUCCUGCCGACGAGCACGAGACGCAGCGGCCUUCCGCACCCGGCGCUCCUCGUCGUCCAUGGUCCGCCACGCAGCACGAUCCGGCAAGCGCACUCCUCCAGGAUGACUUUGCAGCAAAGCCAGUACAUCAGCCAGCACUGGGUCGGGCUUGCGAGUUGGGACAAGCUAUGGGAACAUCACCAGAGUCACCGUGUGAGACGGGCCAUGGCACAAAUCAAUCUGUUCAAGUGCGACUGUUAACCCGCCACAAAGCAUCACAAGCAAAUGAAAAGAAAAUUAUGUCAACAAGUGCUACACAAACAGAACCACAUGCUUUUUCUUCAGGCUCCUUGUCCUUUGCGUCCCUGCAUCAGUCUUCUUCAGUGGCGUCUGUACGAGCCCAACUUCAUUCCUGCCAGCAGUGCACCUAUGUGACCCUGGACAAGUCGACUAUGGACAGACAUCUUCGGAAACACAUGGGCGAGCCCCCCAUACAGUGCCACUUGUGUCCAGCUGCAUUCAUUCACAAGUCGAAGCUGGUGGCUCAUCUGCGCACCCACACAGGAGAGCGCCCCUUCUCCUGUGUCCACUGCAGUGCGUCCUUUGUAAACAAAACCAACCUCGUGAGACACAUCCGCAUCCACACAGGGGAGCGGCCCUUUUCUUGUAUCCGCUGCAAUGCGUCCUUUAUAAACAAAAUCAACCUCGUAGUACACAUCCGCAUGCACACAGGAGAGCGUCCCUUCUCCUGUGUCCACUGCAAUGCAUCCUUUGUGAGGAAAAACAACCUCGUGAGACACAUCCGCAUGCACACAGGAGAGCGGCCCUUCUCCUGUGUGCACUGUAAUGCAUCAUUCAGUCGGAAGAACAGCCUCAUGAGACACGUCCGCACACAUACAGGAGAACGUCCCUUUUCUUGUGUCCACUGCAAUGCAUCUUUUUCACGAAAACACCACCUCACAGACCACAUGUUCCAUCGUCAUGGAAACAAGAAGUCAUAAAGGUGUGGGGCUUACAGGCUUCCGUAGAAGGGCCAGUAAACAACCCCGCUAUCCAAAAUUUAUGAUGGAACUAAGCACUCGUACGAUGUGAACAUGCAUGUCGCAAGCUUUUUGCGAAUAAAUGCUGUAAAA
Messenger RNA from Rhipicephalus sanguineus (brown dog tick), 1179 nucleotides. RefSeq names its product gastrula zinc finger protein XlCGF49.1-like. The transcript is spliced from 3 exons. NCBI's taxonomy places the organism in Eukaryota, Metazoa, Arthropoda, Arachnida, Ixodida, Ixodidae. The coding region runs from base 235 to 1047 and encodes 270 amino acids. The record is from RefSeq and is a predicted model, not a curated record.